AUGGACAACAACAUGCCCCCGUUGAAAAUCCUCAUCUGCGGCGCCGGCAUCACAGGCACAGCGCUAUCCUUCUGGCUCUCCAAACUCGGACACGAAAUCACCGUGAUCGAACGCUUCCCCGUCCUGCGCACCACAGGCCUCCAAGUCGACCUCCGCGGCUUCGGCAUCACUGUCCUCAAACGCAUGGGUCUCGAAGAAUCCUUCCGCGCAGUCGCUGCAAACGAACAAGGUGUUCGCCUCGUCGACAAGAAAGGCCGAUCAUGGGGGUACUUCCCCGCGCAUAACAACCCCUCCGCCAAAGGACCGCAGAGUUUCACCAGCGAUUUCGAGAUUAUGAGAGGUGAUCUGUGCCAGAUGCUUCAUGAUGCGAGUAAGGAUCGUGUGAAGUAUAGGUUUGGGGUUCAUGUGCAGCGGAUCGACCAGACUGCAGCGCAGUUUGCGGACGUGAAGUUUUCGGAUGGGACCAAAGAGCGGUUUGAUCUCGUUGUUGGCGCGGAUGGGCAGUGGUCUGGCACGCGGAAGAUUAUGCUUGAGGAGGGAAAGGCUGGUGGCAGAGAUCCUCUUCAGUCAAUCGGUGUGUUUGCAGGCUAUUUCACUGUUAAUGAGAAGAUGCGGGAAGGCGACGGGUUUGAUGCAACGAUCUACGUGGCGACGCAGGGCCGAGGGAUCAUGACUCGCCGACACGAUAUCGACAAGUACCAAGCGUAUCUAUUCUGCAAAACAGAAGCGUCGGUGAAGCUGAAGAGUUCUAGGACGGAGGAUUUUGAGGACGAAAAGGAAGCGUUGGAAGAGGUUUUCCGUGGGGCUGGGUGGCGGUCUGAGGAGGUUAUGGAAGGGAUGAGGAAGUCCGAGGAUUUCUAUUGUGAGCGGAUUGGCGUUGUUGUGCUGAAUAAGUGGUCUCGUGGUCGUAUUGCACUGGUAGGUGAUGCGGCGUAUUGUCCGUCUGCGAUGACGGGGAUGGGGACGUCUUGUGGCAUUGCCGGUGCUUAUGUUCUUGCGGGCGAGAUCGCAAGGCAUUGUGGAGAUGGGUCUGGAGAUGCAGCUGACAAGGGCCGAAGCAUCACGGCUGCAUUAGAUGGCUAUGAGCGGAAAUUCAGGCCGCUGAUGGAUCGUAUGCAGAAGGGUUUGAGGGACAAUCCGAACUAUAUGGAUCAAUUCCCGUCCUCUACCUUGGGGCUUGGAGUGAUGUACUUGAUUUUCUGGAUCACCUCACUCCUGAGACUGGAUGUCCUCGCUCGAAUGGUUCUGCGUGAAGAUACAAAGGGGUGGAAGCUCCCGGAGUAUCCAGAGCUGGACGAGACUAAAGUGAGAUAG
Talaromyces proteolyticus is the source of this 1314-nucleotide messenger RNA. Its product is annotated as putative FAD-binding monooxygenase. The record is from RefSeq and is a predicted model, not a curated record. Gene Ontology annotation, molecular function: FAD binding. NCBI's taxonomy places the organism in Eukaryota, Fungi, Ascomycota, Eurotiomycetes, Eurotiales, Trichocomaceae. The transcript has 2 exons. Bases 1 to 1314 code for a protein of 437 amino acids.